AUGAAGAUAGCCGUUGGUCAGCUAUGUUCGUCGUCAAACAUCAAAUCCAAUCUACGUAUCGUGUACAAGAUUCUCAACCAAGCCAUUGAAAAUCACGCUCGCAUUCUUUUCCUACCAGAAGCUACUGACUACUUGUCUCAGAAUGCAGCUCAUUCGCUUGAGUUAUCGCAACAAGUCAAGUCUACAUUCCUCGCCCCACUACUCAACCACAUAAAAGCCCUAAACCAGUCUACUUAUGUUUCGAUUGGCAUUCAUUUACCUAACUCCUCCACAACCAAGGUUGAAAACGUCCACUUGUUGAUUGAUCCAACGGGAUCGAUUAUAUCUCGGUAUCAGAAACUACACUUGUUUGAUGUCGAUGUACCCAAUGGACCUAUUUUGAAAGAAUCUAACUCAGUUGAACCGGGAAAAGAAGUUGUUAGACCAACUGCAAUUGAUGACGUUGCCAUUAUCGGCCUUUCCAUCUGCUACGACAUCCGAUUUCCCGAACUUAGCUUGAGAUUGCGCCAACUUGGUGCCAAUAUCCUAACAUUCCCAAGUGCUUUUACAACCAAAACAGGGGAGGCCCAUUGGGAAGUGUUGAGCAGGGCUCGUGCUUUGGAUUCACAAAGUUUUGUAGUUAAUGCAGCUCAAUGCGGGUAUCAUGAUGUUGGCACCAAUGCUAAAGGAGAUGUGAUUGAAAGAGUCAGUUAUGGUGACUCUAUCGUCGUCGAUCCAUGGGGUACGGUUUUAGCCAGAGCAAGAAAGUUCAAUGAUGGUGAACUGACUGUUGAUGAUGAUGGUGACUAUUAUGAGAUCAUCUAUGCGACUUUAGAUUUCGACCAGUUACAGAAGAUUAGAACAAACAUGCCGUUGAUAGAGCAACGAAGAGCUGACGUGUUUGGAAAGUGA
Messenger RNA from Lodderomyces theae, 891 nucleotides. It is a transcript of the gene NIT2, whose product is annotated as putative hydrolase. The record is from RefSeq and is a predicted model, not a curated record. The coding region runs from base 1 to 891 and encodes 296 amino acids. NCBI's taxonomy places the organism in Eukaryota, Fungi, Ascomycota, Pichiomycetes, Serinales, Debaryomycetaceae. The transcript has a single exon. Gene Ontology annotation, molecular function: hydrolase activity, acting on carbon-nitrogen (but not peptide) bonds, in linear amides.